Panicum hallii is the source of this 3614-nucleotide messenger RNA. RefSeq names its product receptor kinase-like protein Xa21. Bases 1 to 3420 code for a protein of 1139 amino acids. The record is from RefSeq and is a predicted model, not a curated record. Gene Ontology annotation, molecular function: protein kinase activity; protein binding; ATP binding. Gene Ontology annotation, biological process: protein phosphorylation. Lineage: Eukaryota; Viridiplantae; Streptophyta; Magnoliopsida; Poales; Poaceae. The transcript is spliced from 4 exons.
AUGACUUUCCUGGGAUCAAGAGGGCACACACAUUCUCCGCUUGCAUCUCUAAUUAUUCCCUACAAGCAGAAAGGAAUAUUUAUUCCUUUGCUCCACAAGGCAUCGGCAGCUCUUGUCAUCAGCAGCCAAAAUGAAACUGACAAAGAACGACAAGCUCUUCUAUGCUUCAAGUCCCGGCUAUCAGAUCCAGCCGGAGCCUUAUCCUCAUGGAGCAACCCAUACCUUGAUUUCUGCAACUGGCAUGGUGUAAGCUGCGACGGCGCACAGUCUCCUCACCAUGUUACUUCACUAGACCUCUCUUCUGAAGGCCUCACUGACUCUAUACCAUCUUGUAUAGCCAACCUCACCUCACUUAAGAGGCUGCAGUUGUCAAAUAACAGCUUCCAUGGCUCCAUACCUCCCGAGCUUGGUCUCCUAACCCAGCUCACCUAUCUCAACCUCAGCAUGAAUUCUCUGAAUGGUGGGAUCCCAUCUGCGAUCUCAUCCUGCACGCAACUUCGAGUCCUCGACCUAUCGAACAACUCCCUCGAAGGUGAUAUCCUACCAACCUUAAGCCAAUGCAAAAACAUCCAAAUGAUAAACCUUAGUAAUAACAAGCUGCAAGGGAGCAUCCCAGCUGCUGUUGGGAUGCUCCAGAAGCUCCGAACCCUGAUCCUAGCAGGCAACAGUCUAUCAGGGUCAAUACCACCAUCCUUGUGCAGCUCAUCUCUAGUACAUGUUGAUCUCGGAAGAAAUUUUCUCUCCGGUGGAAUCCCUGAGUCCUUGGUGAAUAGUUCUCUCCAAGUACUUAGGCUCAUGAGCAAUAGGCUCACUGGGAAGCUCCCAGAGGCUCUCUUCAAUAGCUCAUCGCUUACCACAAUUUGCCUUCAACAGAACAUUUUCGUUGGUUAUAUACCACCUGUUGCUUCCAUCUCUUCCCCUUUGAAGUACCUUAGUUUACAAGAGAACAAUCUCUCAGGAUCAAUUCCUGUAUCGUUAGGGAAUCUCUCUUCUCUGGUUUUUCUGUCUCUUCAGCAGAACAAUCUGAUCGAGAGCAUCCCAGAAAGCUUAGGCAACAUUCGGAAACUACAAGUAUUGAGAUUGACCGCCAACAAACUGUCAGGUCUUGUGCCACCGUCGGUCUUCAACAUCUCGUCACUGAAAUUUCUUGGCCUGGGCAGUAACUUACUUAGUGGAAGGCUACCCUCCAACAUUGGCAACACACUUCCGAAUAUUCAGACAUUAGUACUCAUAUCAAACAGAUUUUAUGGCACGAUCCCUGAUUCUCUUCUCAAUGCAUCACACCUGGAAAAGAUAUAUAUGGCUUUCAAUAUGCUGACCAGUUUUGUGCCAUCAUUUGGAUCAUUGCCAAACUUGGAGGUUCUUGAUGUUGGUGGAAAUAUGCUGGAAUCAGGUGACUGGAGUUUCCUCUCCUCCCUCUCAAAUUGCACUAGACUGACUCGGCUCAUGCUCGACUCGAAUAAUCUCCAAGGAAAUUUGCCAUUAUCGAUUGGUAAUCUUCCAAACAGCAUUGAGCAUCUUUGGAUUAGAGACAACAAAAUUUCUGGGCCAAUUCCCUUGGAGAUAGCCAAUCUGACAAACCUCGUAGAAUUAUAUAUGGGCUACAAUCUUCUCAACGGUAGUAUGCCACCAACUAUUUUACAGUUGCAUGACUUGGUUAGACUUGGAAUUUCACGAAACAAACUUUCUGGCCACUUGCCACACGAUAUUGGGAGACUUAGUCAGCUGAAUGAGCUCCGCUUAGAGCAAAACAACUUGACUGGAAGUAUACCUGCUAGCAUUGGGAACUGCACGCAGCUACAGAAAUUAAACCUUUCUCACAAUUCACUAGCUGGGAGUAUACCAAGCAAUCUCUUACAAAUUUCUUCGCUUUCAAUAUAUCUGGACCUAUCAUAUAACCACUUAUCUGGGGAAAUACCAGAGGAAGUUGGGAAUCUCAUUAAUCUAAAUCUUCUUAACAUCUCAAAUAACAUGUUGUCUAGUAACAUCCCAUCCACUCUUGGUCAAUGCGUGCUACUUGAGUCUCUUCAGAUGCAAAACAACUUCUUUGAAGGAAGCAUUCCACAAUCUUUCAUAAACUUGGUAGGAAUAAAGGAAUUGGAUCUUUCGGAGAACAAUUUGUCUGGAACAGUCCCAGGGUUCCUCACAUCUUUGAGUAGGCUGCGCACUCUUAAUUUAUCCUUCAACAACUUUGAUGGAGUAGUUCCAAUGGGUGGUAUUUUCAGCAUUGUUGGUGCUGUGUCCAUUCAAGGAAAUGAUAGGUUGUGUACGAAUCAUCCAGCAUUAGGCCUGCCACUUUGUGCAAGAUUGGUUGGCCUGAAAGGCAGACACAGAUCUUUAGUCCCAAGGAUCGUACUACCAAUUGUUUCUGCUAUUGUUAUAACUUUAUCAUGCGUUGUGAUAGUUCUUAAGAGGAAGAAGAAACAAUCAGUGCCACAAAUAAUACGACGACCCAAUAUGGAUAUGAAGAGGAUAACAUUUCAAGACAUUAUCAUAGCAACAAAUCAGUUCUCUUCUGCCAACUUGGUCGGUUCAGGAUCAUUUGGAACAGUUUAUAAAGGUUGCCUGGAACUUGAGGACAGCAUAGUUGCUAUCAAGAUCUUCAACCUUGAAAUAUUUGGAGCGGAUAAAAGCUUCACAGCAGAGUGUGGAACCCUAAAAAACAUCCGCCAUCGGAAUCUAGUCAAAGUAAUUACUUUAUGCUCUUCAGUGGAUUUGACUGGGAAAGAUUUCAAGGCGCUUGUGUUCAAAUACAUGCCAAAUGGGAAUCUGGAAACGUGGCUACAUCCCGAGGUCAAAGAACAAGGCCAUAUAAAGACUAUAAGUUUGAGUCAGAGAAUUAACGUAGCCUUGGAUGUGGCUUUUGCUUUAGAUUAUCUUCAUAAUCAUUGUGCAUGUCCAUUAAUACACUGUGAUUUGAAGCCAAGCAAUGUUCUACUGGAUCUUGAUAUGACAGCAUGCGUAGGAGACUUUGGCCUGGCAAGAUUUCUAUGCACUGGUGGAGGCAAUGGACACCAUAAUAGUUCAGCAAGCUUGGCUUACUUAAAAGGAUCCAUUGGAUACAUCCCACCAGAGUAUGGACUAAGCGUAGAAAUCUCAGCCAUGGGUGAUGUCUAUAGCUUCGGGGUGCUUCUGUUAGAAAUGAUUACGGGGCGUCGUCCAACUGAUCAGAAUUUCAAAGAUGGUAUAACCCUGCAUGAAUACGUUUACAGAGCAUUUCCAAAUAAUAUCUAUGGGAUUCUUGACCCUGUGCUGCUCCAAGAUGAUGAAAUGGAUGCAACUGAUGCCAUGGAAAAUUGCAUCAUUCCAUUGGUUAGAGUAGGCCUCUCAUGCUCCAUGGCAUCACCCAAAGCACGAUUCGAAAUGGGAAAAGUUUGUACUGAGAUCCUCGCAAUCAAGGAUUCAUUCUCAAUCCUAUAAGGUACACAUACAACUAAUCAGCUAGAGCUAGCAAUACCAAGUGAAGAUUAGCGAUGGAUAAGUUGUGAUUUUGUACGUUUUCUAUUGCGUAUGGUUGGUUAUAUUUGUCUGCAUGAUACAAUCCUUAGAGAGACUUCUUCAACGUUGAAUAAGAGUACAUGAUGGAACUCUAAUAUAUUUUCAUGUCGAGGCUA